Trypanosoma conorhini is the source of this 1332-nucleotide messenger RNA. RefSeq lists its product as uncharacterized. NCBI's taxonomy places the organism in Eukaryota, Euglenozoa, Kinetoplastea, Trypanosomatida, Trypanosomatidae. Gene Ontology annotation, molecular function: protein-folding chaperone binding. Bases 1 to 1332 code for a protein of 443 amino acids. The transcript has a single exon. The record is from RefSeq and is a predicted model, not a curated record.
AUGGACGUGGAGGUCCCUAUAAAUUGCACGGUGGGUCAGUUGCGUGAGUACCUCAUCGGGUAUUACGGCUACAUGCCGGCGACGUCUCUUGUCUACAACGGGCACGUUGUUGGGGAUGACCGUCUCGUGCAGGAGUUCCCGUUUGGGUCGCUUGUGCUUGUCAGCCCACAGGACGGGGCCCAGUGGUGCUUCCCGGCGCAGCAGCGUCCUCAGUCACAACACAACCAGAGACAGUACCGUGCUCAGCGGCAACAUCAGCAGCAUCAACAUCAGCAGCAUCAACAACUGCAGCGUCCCGGUUCACGUGUGCGGCAGCAGCAGCAGUACCACCCGCGUCAGCAAGAAACACAACAGAAACAGCAACGAGAACGGGAAGAUCAACUUGGCCUCGAUUUGCGUGAGCCGACGAGUGAGGCGGUGGAUGCGUUGUCUGGAUCUAUGCACAGUCGGGGUUAUUCAAACUCCAUGCAUUCAGGCGGAAUGAGAACACCACGCAAUAACAAUGACAAAAAACAGCCUGGUCGCUUCGGUGAGCCUGAAAAAUCGGAUCCUCACCAGUCUACUCCUCCACAGCGAAGUCCAUACCGCAAUAUACUCGACGAAAAAAAGAAUUAUUCUAACUCGAUGGGGAAUCAUCCUCGUUCAACUGCUCCAGUACAAAGCACAAAUGAAAACAGCUCACCGCCCAAGUCGCCUCUGCUUCAUCCCCAAGUCACGGCUUCAACGCAUGCGUCGCCGAGUCAUCGGGACUCCAAUGCCGAGGCGACAAAGGCGUCCUCGGACGCUGCAAGUGACGCGGCACCCAUAGCCCCGCGGAUAUCACUCAAGUGUAUGGCUCCUGCACUGAAUAAGAGCAUUCGUCUGGAGUUGCCUUCUGACGCCACACUUGGGGACUUGUUGCUGGAAGUUCUGUCCCAAGAGCCGCGCCUUGCUGGCGCCAAAGUAGUGUUUCGCGGGAAAGUACUGAGUGGGUCCGAUGCUAGGCUGAACUCUUAUGGGAUCAAAGGUGGUGCGCCUCCCGCGUCCUUGAUUUCAAUAAAUCCCGAUGCAUCCGGCCUGUACACGCUGUACUUUGCCUCCGAUGUAUACAGCGAGCCCCAGAAGGCUAUGCUUCUCGAGAUCGAGGGGGAUAUAGCAAGUAUUGAGGCAACUGUUAAAGGCGGGGACUUGCCAAUGCAGCGGCGUAAAGGUUACUACGAGGAGCUGAUGCGUAUUCUCUUCAGGACGGAUAAUCUGCAGGACCUUGAGGGUGAGUGGCGUUCCAGGCGAAAGGAUGCUGUUGUGCGUGUGACAGAGCUGCAGGACAUGUUAAAUGUAGAGAGUGUUUCCUAA